Molecule: messenger RNA, 1176 nt
Organism: Aspergillus japonicus CBS 114.51
Lineage: Eukaryota; Fungi; Ascomycota; Eurotiomycetes; Eurotiales; Aspergillaceae
Exons: 1
Coding region: 1-1176 (391 amino acids)
Source: RefSeq, a predicted model, not a curated record
AUGUCGCACUCCGAUCUCGCCGAGAUGUCCGUGAUGCCAUGGAGGAGAUAUAUUGAUGUAGAAGUGUAUGACUCACAUGAGGAGGAUGUGAAUGGCAUGUAUGAAGAGACUGAAUCGAGCACAUCCAGUGAGUCCGAGGUUGACUCUGAUUUCGAUGAUUGUGACGAGAGCGCUCGUACGCCGAGAUGCCCACGGGCUGUCGAGAAGCUGCUGCGAGAUGUGGGGUCCCUCCUGGAUGGCAAUGACAUUGGCAGUGCCCUCUUUGGAGAGACUGCCCUCGCGUUUAUGGGCGUGCCCAUCAUUCCUCACUGUGUCGCGUUCAUGAUUCCGGAUCAGCAAAUCGACCAGGCGGUCCAGGUGCUACGUGAAGCCCAGUACCCCGACUGCAAGGAUCUGGACCUGUUCGCAGCCAACCCUAUCAAUUUCCUAUCCCAAAUCCGCUGUCAUGCAUUGACGGGGGGCGCCACCCGCGACCGUCCCAUCCCGGACCAUCAUUUCCACACCGACGGUCGCUUCCCAAAGGACCCCGACGACAGCCGCAAUCAGACUCGAGGCGUCUUCCUCUAUCGUGCGUCUAAGAUUUUGGGCCCGGGCAUUCCGAUGCCAUCUGCGCAGCCUCCACUGCCCGAGAACCCCUAUUACAUGGUCACUUCCGAUGCGCGGCUCUACUGUCCAUUGUUCCUGGACCGGGUAAUGCUGAACUGUUGGGGCCCGCAGAGUACGAAGGCUUACCCGGUCAAGAUGCUCCACCCGGCGCGAUAUGCGGAGAAUCUGGUCUACCUGAUGGUCCGCGACAUUGGGUACAGCGUCUGCAACGGGUGGAAAAGCGAGUUUGACUGUAUGUUGACUUACACUCGGCUCUUGUCAGCUCCGAUCCAAGCGCUGGGCGUGAUCGAUGUCCGGCUCGAGGACUUACCGAAUGGGCCGAUCGCGGACUGGAUUGGGCUGUACAGUGAAGGGGAAAGGAAUCGUUCGGCCAUCUUGGUUCAGUUCGCGGCUCUUCACCGACAAGGGAAGAAGUCGGGCCAACUGGGUGAACCCCUGAUGACCCCCCGAGAAGAAGAUAUUGUCACGCCGGAAGACAUUGAGGACUGCCUCAAGAACAUGGAAGAGGGGAAGCCCCCAAGCCUGAUUCGACCCUUUGAGGAGUCCGGCUGGAGUUGUCAGUUGAUGUAG